CUGUCCUUCUCUCCUCGUUCCAACGUAGAGAGUACUUUUCUCUAUUUUACCACCUUUUUUUUCUUCUUUUUUUUCACUAUUUCCAAAUAGUUUCAUUUUUAAGUCUCCUAUCGAAAUUUUCUCUCUUUUUCUCUUCUUUAUUUACUCUCUUUCCAACCAUUUCCAACACCCUUUUCUUUCUUUCUUACUUUUUUCCUCUCUCUCUCUCUCUCUCUCUCUCUCUCUCACAGAGUGUUCUCUAAUCCCCCCAAUUCCCACCGACUUUCGAAUUAAACGGAGAGAACCAAAAGAAAAAAAGAAAGAAAAAAGGAUGGGAUUACAUAGCCAGCUGAACGACGUGUCGUCGGAUUCGAUCCCUCUUCUAAUGGUGGCUCUUAUCGCUAACUGCGUUAACUACCUCCGUUCUUUCCUCUUCGGUCUUCUCCAUUCCUUAGGUCUUUCCCGAUUCGGCUCUGACGACCACGUCGACGACGGUCUUUUUGGCGCCGUUGGUUCUGGACUCGCCGGAUUGAUCGUUCUCGCUGACCAGCUCAACCUCAACCGGCUCUUCUCAUACCGGUACUCCAUCGUAGAUAGCGGCGCCGAUGGUUCCUGCUCUUCCGACUGCGUCGUCUGUCUCUGCACGCUCAAGGACGGCGACCAGGUACGCAUGCUCGCCUGUCGCCACGUUUUCCACAAGCACUGCUUCGACGGCUGGCUCGACCACCUCAACUUCAAUUGCCCUCUCUGCCGCUCCCCUCUCGUCUCCGAUGAGCGCGUGUCCGUCACUCGUCAGCGCGUCGGCGGAGACCUCGUUGCUUGGUUUUCCGCUCAGUAAUAAAUAAAUAAAUAAAUGAAAAACUUUUUUUCCCGAUGACGACGUCGACGGUUAUUUACCACCCGUAUUUAUGAUUAUAGCUGGUGGGCUUUUUUUUUUUUUUUUUUUUUUUUUUUUUACUCUUUUUUAUCAUCUUAUAGAGUUAAUGGACAGUUUUCACUGUGGACUUUUUUUUUUCCCCCUUUUUUAUCUUAGACUUUUUUAUUUAUAUAUUUUUUGAGGGCUCCAUAGGGUUCUUUUUAACCGCUGUAAAUUUUUGCACUUUUUAAUGGCAGAAUAAGGAAGAGGUGUCUUUUGUAUAUAAAUUAAUUAUUAUAUUAGAAUAGUAUGUUUUGGUGGU
This is a messenger RNA of Ziziphus jujuba (common jujube), 1157 nucleotides long. RefSeq names its product E3 ubiquitin-protein ligase RHA2A. Gene Ontology annotation, molecular function: ubiquitin protein ligase activity. The record is from RefSeq and is a predicted model, not a curated record. The transcript has a single exon. Bases 311 to 817 code for a protein of 168 amino acids. NCBI's taxonomy places the organism in Eukaryota, Viridiplantae, Streptophyta, Magnoliopsida, Rosales, Rhamnaceae. Gene Ontology annotation, biological process: protein ubiquitination.